AAUUUUUGAAAGCAUUUUACUUAAUUAGUACUUUGAGGUUUUCUUAAAAUUAUUAAUAAAAUGUAGAUAAUAGUUCGUUUAUCAGCCACUAGAGUGUUUUGAGGAUAUUCCUUUGUGAAGCUGUUCUGGGGAGUUAUCGCCAUAACAUACAAACAAUCGUGUACGAUAUAGUGAAAUUCCUUAUCAUUAUAAUGACGUAUUACACUUGAUUUUCUUGAAAACAUAUAAUCUACAAGAUGAUGAGUUUAUUAAUAAGUGUUGUGUGCCUACAGAUUUUCGUUGUUUUUGGAGGGGAAUUGAAUGUUUCUCCAUUUAAUUUCCGAGAAAAUGUGAUGGUAAAUGAGAAAGUAACAGCAACUUGUACGACAGUUACCGAAGAUACACAAAUAAGUUUUAAAUGGUUUAAAAAUGGAAAACUGAUAACUGAUAACGAAUAUAUAAAAGUGAUGUAUUAUUCUGAUGUUUCUCUUCUGACAAUUAAUCCGGUAAGAGCAGAUGAUAGCGGAAAUUAUACCUGUAUUGUCACUUCUAAAGAAAAAUCCAGUAAACACACAGCUGCUCUUAUUGUGAAAGCUUCUCCACAGUGGAUAACCCAGCCCGAAAAUGUGCAGUCCGUGAUGGGUUCUAACAUUAGUUUACACUGUUCUGUAACAGGCAUACCAACGCCAACAAUAAAUUGGAAAAAGGCUGAAACUUCUUCAGAUACAAAUUUUAAACCUGUUUCUGCCUCCAGUAACAGUAUUAUAUCAGCAGAUGGAACACUAAAUCUCUUAAAAAUAGGAAAAUCUGAUGAAGGAUUAUACGAGUGUCAAGCUUCGAACGGAAUCGGAAACGAUCUUCGUAAAUCUGUAACAAUUUCUGUAUUCAGUAAGUUUUAAUAUAAAGCAUAUCUACAUACAAGUUUUCGAGCUAUAUUUGUUUUAGUUUAAUUUUCGGUCGCUUGAUGGCGUCUUGUCUCUAUUAGACAUUCGCCAUAAGUAGUUAUUGACAAAGGAUGUGUUGGUCGACUUCCAUGUCUUAAAAACAGUUUAAUAUACAUUUCACCUGAGUAGUUUAAGAUUUACUGAUUCGUAUCGUCUAUACGACAUCUUGGUCAAAUUUCGAAGAAUACUAACGAACAUGUGGAUUUUAAGAAUAGUAUUGAGCGUUGUAUUCCCAAGCUGGAUAUUCUGUGAUCAAGGUAAGCAAAUCGUAUUGCAUUUAUUCUUGCUACAAUAGAAAAUACAAAUAAUUUGUUAUCAUUCUGCUUUUAAAAUGCUAACUUAUCGUUUAAGUUUUGUUUUUUUUUUUACAUUAAAACAAUGUUUGUAGUAUAUGAUUAUAUAUAAUUUUAUUAUAUUUUUUAUUAGAUAGUCCAAAAAUUCAACCAUUUAUAUUUCCCGA
Molecule: messenger RNA, 1383 nt
Organism: Centruroides sculpturatus (bark scorpion)
Lineage: Eukaryota; Metazoa; Arthropoda; Arachnida; Scorpiones; Buthidae
Product: Down syndrome cell adhesion molecule-like protein Dscam2
Exons: 4
Coding region: 237-878 (213 amino acids)
Biological process (GO): axon guidance; homophilic cell-cell adhesion; dendrite self-avoidance
Cellular component (GO): plasma membrane; axon
Molecular function (GO): cell-cell adhesion mediator activity
Source: RefSeq, a predicted model, not a curated record